Messenger RNA from Pogona vitticeps (central bearded dragon), 4342 nucleotides. RefSeq names its product BTB domain containing 3 (gene BTBD3). Gene Ontology annotation, biological process: neurogenesis; cerebral cortex development; dendrite morphogenesis. Gene Ontology annotation, cellular component: cytosol. The record is from RefSeq and is a predicted model, not a curated record. NCBI's taxonomy places the organism in Eukaryota, Metazoa, Chordata, Lepidosauria, Squamata, Agamidae. Gene Ontology annotation, molecular function: protein binding.
ACUGAGAUGUUUCUAUCAUUAGCUUUAUGUAAGCAGUUUCCCUUCCCUGUUUAGAUGAACGGCUGGCUCUUUAACGUUAGAGCUGUGUUCGUCUACAAUAGGUGUCACUGUGCUGUCGGUCCAAUCGCUGUUUGUGACUUCAGCUAUUGGCUCCGAACACUGCUUGUCUGACUCCCGUCUGCAGGGCUCGAACACCUCCUGUGCUCACCAUCCAUUCAACACACAACUUGAGCCAGCUGACAAACAGGCAGCACGUCUUGCUGUCCUACUUGCUUUGCCACAGCCUGGCAGUUUCAGGUGAUUUCGGUCUGCAGCCGUUUAGGGAAAGCUCUCACAAGCAAAUGAAACAGGGAAUCAUGAUGGGGAGACGUUUAACCGAUCAAGUCCUGGAUCAAACUUAAAAAGGAAAUAAUCUUAUUCAGCCUACUGGAAAAGGUCACCUUGCCUUGCUUAAAAAAAAAAGAAGAAGACGCGCACUCUCAGCUUUGCUGCUGUAUUGUUUAGAAACCUUCUGCUGUCUUCUUUCCCUCUCUCUCUUUAGUUAGUUAAGCUAUCUGAUUACUCUGACAAGGAUACUCAUGGUAGAUGACAAGGGAAAGAACAUGAAAUGUCUCACCUUCUUCUUGAUGCUUCCAGAGACAGUUAAGAACCGGUCCAAGAAAAGCUCUAAGAAGGUAAACAGUGGCAGUGGCAGCAGCAGUAGCAGCAGCAGCAGCAGCGGAGGCAAAUUGCCUCCAGUUUGCUAUGAAAUCAUUACCUUGAAGACUAAAAAGAAGAAGAAGAUGGCUGCUGAUAUUUUCCCCCGAAAGAAGCCAGCUAACAGUAACGCAACUGCCGUCCAACAGUACCACCAGCAAAAUAUCAACAACAACAACAUUAUCCCAGCUCCCAACUGGCAGGGGCUGUACCCCACCAUCCGAGAAAGAAAUGCGGUGAUGUUCAACAAUGACUUGAUGGCAGAUGUUCAUUUUGUGGUUGGGCCACCAGGUGGGACCCAGCGAUUGCCAGGACACAAAUAUGUUUUAGCCGUUGGAAGCUCGGUAUUCCAUGCAAUGUUUUACGGAGAGCUUGCUGAGGACAAAGAUGAAAUCCGUAUACCAGAUGUGGAGCCUGCUGCUUUCCUCGCUAUGCUAAAAUACAUCUACUGUGAUGAAAUUGACUUGGCUGCUGAUACUGUUCUGGCGACUCUUUAUGCUGCCAAGAAGUACAUAGUUCCUCAUCUUGCCCGAGCCUGUGUCAACUUCCUGGAGACGAGCCUGAGUGCGAAAAACGCUUGUGUGCUUCUCUCUCAGAGCUGCCUGUUUGAGGAGCCUGACCUGACAGAGCGCUGUUGGGAAGUGAUUGAUGCCCAGGCCGAGCUGGCUUUGAAAUCCGAAGGUUUCUGUGACAUUGAUUUUCAGACGCUGGAAAGCAUUCUCCAGAGGGAGACCCUUAAUGCCAAAGAAAUUGUGGUUUUUGAAGCUGCUCUGAGUUGGGCUGAAGUGGAGUGUCAGAGGCAAGAAUUACCUGCCACGAUCGAAAACAAGCGCAAAGUCCUGGGGAAGGCUCUCUAUCUCAUUCGCAUCCCUACGAUGGCACUUGAUGACUUCGCCAACGGCGCUGCCCAGUCUGGGAUCCUCACCCUCAACGAAACAAAUGAUAUCUUCCUUUGGUACACGGCCGCUAAAAAACCAGAGCUUCAGUUUGUGAGCAGCACCCGGAAAGGCCUCGUCCCACAACGCUGCCAUCGCUUUCAGUCCUGUGCCUACCGCAGCAACCAGUGGCGUUACAGGGGGCGCUGCGAUAGCAUCCAGUUUGCUGUCGAUAAGAGAGUUUUUAUUGCCGGUUUUGGGCUUUAUGGCUCCAGCUGUGGAUCAGCAGAAUACAGCGCAAAAAUUGAACUCAAGCGGCAAGGCGUUAUCCUCGGGCAGAACUUGAGCAAGUAUUUCUCAGAUGGAUCAAGCAACACUUUCCCAGUGUGGUUUGAAUACCCAGUGCAGAUUGAGCCAGAUACCUUUUACACAGCUAGUGUAAUUCUGGAUGGUAAUGAACUCAGCUAUUUUGGACAGGAAGGGAUGACAGAAGUUCAGUGUGGCAAAGUAACUGUCCAGUUUCAGUGCUCUUCAGACAGUACCAAUGGCACUGGGGUUCAAGGGGGGCAGAUUCCAGAACUUAUCUUUUAUGCCUGAAAGAAAGUGGGUUCCAGAACAAAAAUGAGUCCAAUGCUUUGAUGCAUAUGCCUGGUUCAGACCUAUUUGAUGCUUAGCCUGUUUUCUGCAGAUGUGUAACCAGUACAGGUAAUAUGUCCCUAAAGGCAUUGAACAGUUUAACCCGUGCUGUACUUUUAGCGCCUAAAGGUAAUAGUCUUUUUUAACUGGAAACUCCCAAGGAGCUAACUAGCAAAUUAAGGGCCAGAGUUUAUCAGCCGUACCCCAGAUGGGAUGGUACAGCUAGUGAAAAAAGAAUGAAUCGAUGCCCUGCCUCCAUGCUAUGUUAUGAGGGGGCACUUUCGUUUUUAUUGCUCUCUAAUUUGCUACAUUUUCCUGUAUUUUUUAAAUUUAUGUUUUCUGCCUCCUUCGUAUUGAAGGCUUUUCAAGGACAAAGACAGUGCCGGUCCUCUGCCACUUGGGUCCCUUUCCCCCUUUGGAAUGCUGCUGACUUGGAGCAUUUAUAUUUAGAGAUGGGAUGUUUGGAUUUUCUGGACUACAAAUACCAUAAUUCUCCAUUCUGGGAGCUUUCCCUGUCUUUCAGGCACUAAUCAAAUGCUUGAAUGUGAGGUGUCUGGGAGAAGGCUUUAAGGCUUAGCUAGCCCAAGGUCCUCCCAAGUUCCCUUUUACUGCCCUACUGCUAGCUGGGAGAUUUCUUUCUGAUUAGGAAGCUCGGGCAGAGGUUAGCCUAGCUGAGCUUCAAAGCCAAUUAAUUCAGACAUUUCUCCCAGGUGCCUCACAUUCAGGUAUUUAUAAGAUGUGUUUAAGGUAGAUAGGACUCUCAAAAUGGAGGAUUAUGGUGUUUGUAGUUCAGUAAAUCCUACCCCUAAUGAUACUGUACAAGGUUGGGUGAGGGAAUGUUUACCAGGAGGACCAGUUCUCAUCACUGGCUCCUUCUGCACAUGCUGUCCUGAUGUUGGGAAGAUCUGUUAAUUGAAAUGACCUAUUUCUUAUAUAAAUGAAGGAAGAGGUGAAAGGUCAAAUAUCUCAAGCUGGGGUUAGCACUUGGCUGCCCUGUAAAUAUGGCCCUUUAAUAAGCUGUACUGGGGAAUGACUAUGAAAGGUAUGCCAGUUCAAGAAGCAAUGUGGUUUAUGCACAGCUGAUCCUUGCUUCAAUGCUGUCCUCCAAAAUUCCUUGCCAGGCGCACAGUAUUAUGUCUGAACAUACUGGGCUAAGUCUUAUGUUAGUGUCAACUAAAAUAGGCUCAUUUGAAUUGAAUGGGACUUACUAGUCAUCAGUUGUGUAAGUUCUGGUGCAUCUACUUUAGUUGGGAUUGACAGUGGAUACAAUUCAGUGACAGCCAUACAUCUCUACUUGCCUAGCACUAAUGCAUUUAAAUGAAUGGUGUUUACCCCACAUCAGUGCCUCCGUGAAAGAAGCUAUUUCACUUUUUUAAAAGAGCAUUUCCCCCACUUAAUCAAGCUGUGCAGGCAUUAUUCUGGUUGCCUUUUAUGGGUUUGGUCCCAUAAAGUCAGACAAUCUAUAGCAGAAAGCUGAUAGUUGAUUUUCUGUGGUCUCUUUUCCUAACAGUAGUUUGGGCAUUCUUUAGUAGGAGAUUUAUUUUUCCCAUCUAAGUAAGAUACAGACAUGUUUGGAGGAUUAUAUUGCUAUAAAAUGCGAUAGAAUGUACUUGUUCUGUUGUGACAUUUUCUUUUCCCUUUAAUUCAAGUUUCAAUACCAGUGCUGCCAAAAUUAAAUUAAGCAAUUGGUCAAUUAAAUGGGUAACACAAGUAAGUUCCAAAGCCCUCUCUAUUUUUGGUAAAUGCGUUGGCUGAGUGUUAUAAUGCAGUUGUGCUUAUAAUGUCUAUAUUCACCCAAAUUUGUUUAAUAGAUGAUCCAAGUUUUUAAGCUUUAAAAACUUUCCCAAUUAUUGUGUAUCUGUGGGAAUCGGAUAGUAAGAUGGCUAGUAUGAAUGCUGCUUGUAGAUUUCUCUUCAGCUAUUGGAGAUUGCUUUUUAGCACUGCUGUAAACUGAGAACUGCUUUGCUUUGGGUACCAUUAAAUACUGCACAGCCUAGAAUGCCUAUUAAGAUGACUUUCUGGAUUAGCUAUAUUUACCUAUUUGUAAACUUCUGUUUAUAGAUAGCGGGUUUUUUAAAUAGUGAAAUCAGUAUCUACCAGUACUGCCUGAAAAAAUAUGGACAUUUGUGACUUAU